CAGAUCUUAAUUCAUAAUUCCGCUAGGACUUAUUCUUCAAAGCACAUUUCUAGAGUCCAACCUCCAUCUCUCAUCAAGUAAUUAAUUCACAAACACUAGAUGAGUUGCAAAAUAAACUCCUUGAGCCCACCAUUUCCAUGCAAAUUGUGCACCAAGAAAUCAAAGUUUAGAAGAAGAAGAAGAAGCACUAUCUUCUUUUCCUUUUCAAGUGAAAAACAGGAAAAUACCAUUUCCACAAGUAUUGAACCCUCAACAACCGAGUCUUACACUGUCAGUUUCAAGACAGAAAAGGGUUGCAAGCUUGAAAUUUCAAGGUAUCCUGACUUUGAGUAUGAUGCUGAAGGGGGAAUAGGAACUGGAGUUGGUGCGAAGGUCACAGAGAAUUCAACCGAAAGUGACCUUCCUGUUUCAUUUGAUCUUGAAACUUUGUAUAUUCCACCACUAACAAGUUCUACAACCAAGUUUCUUGGAUUGCCAUUGCCACCAUUUUUGAAGAUUGAUAUAGUUCCACAAGCAUUCCAAGGAAGUAUUAACCAAGAAUCUGGCAAGGUUGAUCUUGAGUUCAAGGCCAGAUUCAUUUUUUCUGCUGGUAGUCUCUAUAAGGCUGCCCCACUGCUGGUGAAGACAGUGUUGACAUCUGAAGAAUCAAAGGGCAUUGUGAAGAGUGGAAGAGGCAAGAGAUUGGAUAAAGAGGGAAAAUGCAGACUGGUUGGUGUGGCAACAGUUGAUCCUAUUGAUGAUUUCCUUAUGAAUUCCUUUCUUGGUCUUCCAACUGAGUGCCUUGCUGACUUAAAGGCUGUAAUCUCCAUUUCUUCCUCAUCUUAAGAUCUCAUCACUAAACUUUGACAUUUGUUGAAGUCUAGUUAGAGUCUGUUUAUGUACAUUUUUCCAAAAGUAAAUAUUAGAAGAAAAAAAAUGUAAUAAACUUUUUUAAAAAUUAAAAUUAUUUUAUGUAUAAA
Molecule: messenger RNA, 959 nt
Organism: Cajanus cajan (pigeon pea)
Lineage: Eukaryota; Viridiplantae; Streptophyta; Magnoliopsida; Fabales; Fabaceae
Source: RefSeq, a predicted model, not a curated record